AUGGCCGACGAGGAAGAGCGCCUCAAGGCCGAGAAGCUCGCCGCGGCGAAAAAGAGGGUCGCCGCCCUCCAAAAGAAAAAGAAAGCCGGGAAGAAAGCCGGAGGAUCGAGUACAGACGCAGCCAAAGAGGCCGAGGUAGCAGAGGCAAACGCGACGCCCACAGAAGAGGGACCAGCCACGGAGGAGAGCGCAGAGAAGGAGGAGGUGCAGCCUGGACCCGAGACGACUACAACCCCGCUAGAUGAAGGAGAAUCACCAUCUGAGCCGAUGCCCGAUGCGCCGACGGGGUUAGAAGAGGGGGCCGGGCACGAACAGGCCGAGUCCGAGUCAACAGCUACAGACGCAGCGACGACGAAGCCGGAUCCGGGGCCCACCCCACGCGCAGGACAUACAAGGCAGCCGUCGCUAUCGAUUCAAUCGAAGAUGCGGUCGUCAUCGUUCCGACAGCAGUCUGUUUCGCAAGGGCAGGGUGGUGGUGCGACUUCGCCUUCGCCGUCUGCGACGAUAAAGUCGCCGUCGUUGUCUCUGCCGCCGCUUAGUGCGGAUGGUGAGUCCGUGCACGAGGUGUACAGGAAGCAGGCGGGGCGGAUUGAGGAGCUGGAGAGGGAGAAUAGGCGGCUGGAGAAGGAGGUUGAGGAGGUUACCGGUCGGUUCAAGACGACGGAGGACCAGCUGGAGGAUUUGAGGGAGGCGAGUGUUGAUGUUGCGGAAUUGAGGGAGCGGUUGAGAGUUGCGGAGGGCAAAGUCGAGAGGGUUGAGGAGUUGAAAGCGGAAAUUGCGUCCCUUCAACGACAGAAUUCACACCUUCAGACGAAUAGACAUCGGUCUGGACCGUCGGAAAGUCCGCCAUCGGAUCUCGUACAGCAGCUAGAAUCCAAGUCCGCGGCGGUAGAAGCGAUGGAGCUAGAAAUCUCGAAUUUACGCGCCCAAAUCUCGACACAGUCUGCGCAUGAGACCCAGAUUGCGGCGUUAGAAGAGAAGCUAUCACGCAGUGAAUCUGCUCUUGAGAAAUCACAACGCGAGCUCACAGAUGCAAAGAACGCGUUGACACGGGCCUCUGAAAAGGCAGUCAAGGAGGGCGUGGACAAGACAUCAACAGAAACCCUAAUCAAGAGCCUACAGCGAGAAAUCGAAGAACUGAAACAAGCAAAGACAGAGUCCGAAAAGAAGAUCGAUACACUAGAGAAGAAGCUGCAAGCAAUCGGCAACCUACAUAAAGAAUCCGAAGCCCGGCAUCAGACCCGCCUCCGCGAGAGCGAGAAAUUCGAAAAGGAAGCGGCCGUCCUUAAGAAGAAACUAGCGAGCACAGAGAACGAGAACCUCCGCCUGAAAGAGGAGCAAGAAGCGCUUCGCAAACGAGACGCCGGCUCCGGCGGUGCAGACGACGACGCCAUCGACGAACUAGAGGACGAAGAACGCUCACGUCUCCAGCGCCGAAUCCGCGAACUCGAGGGGGAGAACUUUGACCUCCGCCGCGGAGUCUGGCGCGAGAAACGCCAGGAACUGCAGGAACAGGGCCACGAUGGUGAGAAUGAGUACGCCCCUGAGUACUCUCACCCCUCGGCCGCGAACACCUUCGACGACGUGGACCUCACUGGCGGAAGCCCCGAGCAUUCUCGACGCCGCAGCAUGGCGCAGAGACAAUCGCAGCAGCAGCAUUCGUCCUUCUCGACCGUGCUCUCGAGUGGACUUGCCGCGUUUACGGGAGGCACGUCACCAUUCUACAACCGUCCUUCAUCUACACAAUCUCACGCACACCAACACGCCCCAGGGGCACGGGGAAGUCUCGAGCUUUUGUCAGAAGAAAACUUUGACGACGAAUUCGACGAGGCAGAAUUCGCCCGCGCACAGGCAGAGGAAGAGGCUCGCAAGCGAGUCGAGUGGGUACGAGGGAUCAAGAAGCAACUCCGAGACUGGAAGGGAUGGCGGUUGGAUCUUGUCGAUAGCCGUGCUGGGGCGGAGGGGGCCGGUGUGGGUAUGGGCGAGAUCUUCGAGAUAUAG
Aspergillus calidoustus is the source of this 2001-nucleotide messenger RNA. The record is from the annotation of a GenBank genome assembly. Lineage: Eukaryota; Fungi; Ascomycota; Eurotiomycetes; Eurotiales; Aspergillaceae.